GCUCCCUCGGCCACACGGUUUACAUCUCGGACAAUCUGGCCGUCUGCGAGGGCUGGUGGAGGCGUCGUGACCUGCAGCCGCACGGCGACGACAGCGACCUGUGGGGCCUCCUCGCGCAGACCUUCAGCAUCAGGAGCGGGCCCAGAUCGGAUUUCGUCGUGGAGCACGUGUACUCGCACCUGGAGAUGGCCGAGGCUUUCAGGAUGCGGAUCCCCCCCUGGCUGGUCGUCGGCAACGCGGUUGCCGACGCCUUGGCUGGCGCAGCGGCGGAUGCAGUUCGCGUCGCUGGCCCUGAGCGCGCUCGUGUCCACCAGACGGAGCACGUGGCCACGCUGGUCAGGAGGAGGUUGCUGCGAGCCACCCUCGACGCCAUCGAAGCGGAGAACGGCCUGGAUCCUUCAGUGCGGCGAGCCAGGAGGCGGAGGCGUGCUCCCCCUGCAGCUCGCCUGGUCGCUGCCUACAGCACGUCCCAUGUGCUGGACAGCCACGGCAGCUGCACGAGGUGCAGGUGCUCAUCGUCACGGUCAGCCCGAUCGCAGUGGCUGGAGGCGCGGUGCCCUGGUUUGCAGCGCGACGGGGCCCACGCGCUCAAGCUGGCCGAUGACGACGUGCACAUCGGCGGCGGCCGCCCGCACUCCUCGCAUGUGAUGCGGCUGCACCAGAGCCUCGACGUUUGGUUCUGCCUGAGGUGCGGGUUCUUCACGGCGGCCGCUGGCCGCCUGCUGGGGCGAGGUCUCCGCUCGAGCUGUCCUUUGAACCCCUCGAGGACUGGGCGAGACUACCUCCAGCGGAUCGCCCGCGGCCUUUGGCCGAAGGCCGCUGGGCGACGCCGGUUUGCCCGCGCUGGGGAGGGCAUCCUGCUCGGCCCCAAGAAGCAGGCCGCCCGCCGCCGUGCCGCGCGUGCUGGCGCUGUUCGUGCUGCAGCCGCCUCGGGGCAGGCGGUCCAGCCCUUGCCGAGGGAGCUGGCGGCCCUGGGUGCUGCUCCUGCCCCCUCCGACGUCGGCGACUCCCUCGCGCUCGACUGCGGCACGGCAGACCCGAGGAGGCCAGUCCCGCUGGGGGCCCCAGUCAAGAAGUUGAAGGCGUUCGACGAGAAGGUCCGCUGGCUGCUCGACGCGGCCCGCGGCAAGCGCCUCAGCUCCGACCUGGACGUGACCGAGGCCCGAGUCGAGAUCACUCCUCGGGCCACUGGAGACAGCUGCGCUGGGAAGCGCAGGCGGCUGGGCCACCCUGCGGCCGCCUUGGCCCGCCCCCGCCUCGCCGCGGAGGGAGCCGCCGACGGAGCUCCACCCGCCAAGCGGCCGCGGGCCGACGCCGUGGCCAGCGGGCCCGAGGCGGAGCGGGCCGCUGUGCUGCUCUGA
Molecule: messenger RNA, 1361 nt
Organism: Prorocentrum cordatum
Lineage: Eukaryota; Dinophyceae; Prorocentrales; Prorocentraceae
Source: the annotation of a GenBank genome assembly